This is a messenger RNA of Grammomys surdaster, 657 nucleotides long. RefSeq names its product family with sequence similarity 186 member A (gene Fam186a). The coding region runs from base 16 to 456 and encodes 146 amino acids. The transcript is spliced from 4 exons. The record is from RefSeq and is a predicted model, not a curated record. Lineage: Eukaryota; Metazoa; Chordata; Mammalia; Rodentia; Muridae.
UACCAGAAGAAGGUGAUGCGUGGCUGGACAGACAAACAGAAGCAGCUGGACCAGAGACGAAAGCAGUGCCUACGGUCUAUGACACAGUUCUUUAGCCAGCUUGAAAGGGCAUUUAAAGUAAAUCUUAGCCAGCCCAUGCCCUCAGUUCCCAGCGUUAAGAAGAUACCUGAGUUUACCAAACUUCAACGGCCAGUCUUGGAGUUAUUAAUUGAUGACAGCAAAAGAUCCGACCUUUUCAAAACACUCCGACAAGCUCCGGUGGAGGCCGUGUGGAACUCGGAGCUGUCUACGUCAAGCUACCCAAUAAUAGAGAAGGCACCCAUGAGUGUACUCUGGGCCCAGCUGGGUGGGUACCCAGAUAUUCCCAAGAUGCUGCAGUUAGAUAUUCAGUCAACCCUCAGAAAAUCUCUUGCUUCCAUCCGGUCACAGUAUUUUGGUCACGAUCUCAGAAAGUAACCAACUAGAACAAUCUCUGGGACAAGAGACACAAAAUCUCAAGGAACAUCUGCCUUAUGUCUACAGCCAGCUUCUGACCCAAGACAGACUUGGUGAAACCUGCAUGGUUUUUCCAGUUAGAAAGACUCAAGAAAGUUCAGCUUUUUUCUCCUCUCCCCUCCUCUCCCCUCCUCUCCCCUUCUCUCCCCUCCUCUCCCCUCC